Molecule: messenger RNA, 690 nt
Organism: Columba livia (rock pigeon)
Lineage: Eukaryota; Metazoa; Chordata; Aves; Columbiformes; Columbidae
Gene: SMDT1
Product: single-pass membrane protein with aspartate rich tail 1
Exons: 3
Coding region: 106-399 (97 amino acids)
Biological process (GO): calcium import into the mitochondrion; mitochondrial calcium ion homeostasis
Cellular component (GO): mitochondrial inner membrane; uniplex complex
Source: RefSeq, a predicted model, not a curated record
CACGCCCGGCCCCACAAGCCUCGCGAGAGCCGGAGGUCCCGCCGCCCCGGGUGACGCUUCGGCUCGGCCGUUACGGGAGCCCAGCGAGGAGCAGGAGAGAGGAGGAUGGCAGCGGCAGGCGGGCGGCUCCUGGCAGUGGCCGCGGCUUACUCGGGGCGGGCGGGCUGGCGCGGGCUGCCUCGCAGCCCGGUCGUGCCACUCGUGCCCUCCCGGAGCGCCACCGUCACCCGCAGUGGCGCCAUUUUGCCGAAGCCGGUUAAGACGCCGUUCGGCCUUCUGAGGGUGUUUAGCGUUGUGAUCCCUUUCCUGUAUGUCGGGACUCAGAUCAGUAAGAACUUCGCAGCCCUGCUCGAAGAACAUGAUAUCUUUGUCCCAGAGGACGAUGACGACGAUGAUUAACGGAACUGUAAUGGAAGAACAGAAGGGAGAAAACCAUUGACAAAGCAAUGGUUCCAACAUCUGUCACCUCUGUUUUGUCCUUCCUAAAGGGGACAGGGGACUCUGUGUCCCCUUUGCCAGCGAUUGUCCUGCAUGUGUCUGUAUGACAGGAAUCUGUAGAUCAGGGUUAAGAAGUGCUUGACAAGGCCCUGCAUCCUUGCACACACACACACGCUCACCUCAUCAAAGACUGCUUGGGAUUCCUUUUAUUAGCAAUAUGGGAAAACACACAAUUAAACAUCAAGAGAUUGA